CGUAACUUUUUUUCUCCUAAAAAGGGAAAAAUGCGAAAUUCUAGGAUAUUUCAUGAAUUUAUACCGAUGAAAAGCAAUAAAUUGAUUUUAACAUGCCUACGUGUAUUCAUCAACACUUAGUUCACAUUACCAGUGUAUAAAUUAAAUAAGGAACUUGACGAUAUGGAUGAAAAAUGAAAUAAAGUAUGAAAAAAAGUUCAGCCCAAACCCGGAAGUGAAACAUGAUACUUGGAAGAGGAAUAUAAUCUAAGAAAAGAAGAUCGCACUUAUGUCGAGUUAUGUGGUAGAUACAGAAAUAUAAGAUCAACCAUAUCCGGAGUAAAUAUGGGUUCUAAAUGCCUGUUUGUCUCUAAAAAGUUCCAUUGUGGAAUAUUUGAAGAAUUAAAUGAAAUGCGAAAGAAUGGAGAAUUUUGUGAUAUCACUGUUGUGUCGCAGGAGAAAAUAGAAUUCAAAGUGCAUGGUGUUAUACUUGCAAGUGCUAGUGAUUACUUCAAAGCACAAAUUGUCGAACAAGAUGAAAUUAUGGCAUCAAGCGACACAGACCCUGUAACUUUGAGUAAAGGAAAAAUGAUCGAGCUUUGUACAGUAUCAUUUGAUAUAUUAUAUGUGAUAGUUGAUUUCUUGUAUACUGGAUGUUGUGAAGUGUACCCAUAUAGAAUAAAAGCAUUACACGAUGCAUCAUUACUGCUGGGAAUAACCAAACUGACUCAACUAUGCAGACUCUCAUUAACGAAACCAGGGUUGAAGGAACUCAAUCAUGAAAUGGAACCUGGAUUAUCAACCCCUGACCCCUGGAUCAGUAAAACAGAAUCUCAUGUCUCUAGCUCGAUAGAUCAACAAGAACCAUUGGAUUUAUCAUCAUCUGUAAAUGCACGUCUAAAAGCAAAAAUACUAGAUAAUGCCCAAAGGGAGUACAAUAAAAGUCUGGAACAACCUGUCAUUAAAAGUGAACCCUCGAGCCCUGAGGUGCAACAUCAUGUGUCUUCCCCAUAUCAGAUAGAAUCUCCAUCCUUGGAUCAUUUUGCUCAAACAUACCAAUCUUCGCCUUUACUAUUGCCAUCUUCAUAUGGAAAUUACCCAGGUGCUACUGUCCAUGAUGACAAUCUGUCAAAUGAUGCUACCCCUACAACUGAAAAUGACUUUGUUUUUCCACCUUUACAAAUGGAUCCUUCGUGCCAUACAAAUAGCCAAUAUAGGGAAUUAUAUACCCAGAAAUCCAGAUCAGUGGCAGCAAAUCCUUUACGCAAACGCAAUCAGAGGAUUAAGCGACGUAAAAUGGUUGCAUUAAUCCCACCAGAUGGGCAACAUUAUGUCGGGAAAUCUGGUCUCGCAAAAACAGUUCUCUGUGGCUUAGAAUACUCUGUUGAUAAACAUUCAGCUGAAAAUCAAAUGAAAAUGCAAUUUGUAUCUAGCUCUGGUCUGGAGCCUGGGCCUAAUCAAGAACCUAGUAGUACAGUGUCAACCCCAGAAUUGCCCCCUACCGGCUCCCCACCAGAGGAAAAACUGGAACUUCGGCAGAUAUAUGUCCCUGAUAGUGUCCCUGGUGUUGUACAGUUUAAGCUAAAGAAGGCUAAGAAUCAGGGAGAAACAAAAUUAAAAAAGAUCAGAAAGAAACGAGGUCCUGAUGGCCAGCCAUCAUGGGAGGGUAUGAAAGGUAUGAUGGCAUCAUUUAAAUUAUCACGCAAGAAGAAGUGAACUAAACAGCCAUAUAAAGUAUGAUAUUACUAAAUACUAUACAGUGCCUUGGGGAAUUUUUUAUAACAAUAACAUUCGUCAGAGAGAACAACACUUUUGUGUUAAUCACAUCACAGUAAUUAUAGAGCCUAGAUCUCAUGGAACAAAUUCAUAGAGCCAACAGUUUUAUUGACAUCAUCACAUAAUUAACUGACAUCUGAUGAGUCAAGCUGACAUCUAAUGACACGAGCAAAACCUGUUAUAAAUGGAAUUUUAGUGUUUGAUUACCCUUUAUGCAGGUCAGGUACGGUAUAUUGUAACUGUCAAAAUGAUAUUUGUAUAUUUUGGAUUGGAAUGAUAUUUAGUGGAUUGUUGUACAAAGUAGCUUCUAAUAUAUAGGGUUUUAACAAGGGGUAGGAAAACUCAGAUAUAGGUCAUAGGGUUGUUUUAGGUUAGAUAAUAACAGCAUGAUAUAUGACUAGUCAUUUCCUAAUACAACUAUAUUUCUCAAUUGAUUUCAACUUGAUGAAAAAAUUUCUACUCCAAUGGCAAUUUAUUGAGUGUGACUUUUUGUAGAUGGUGAUAUUGUUUGAAUGUGUGAGUGUUAAAAAUAAUCUCUAGUCAGUUCUCAGACGAGCGCUAGUCAAUGUACAUACAUAAUGAUUAUAUCCAUUAAUAGAAUACUUUGAUUAUAACAUAACAUUGUUUAAAUGAAGCGAUGCGAUGUCAAACAAAAUAGCAUUUUUGUCUGACAUUUUUUCAUUUCUCUUAGAGCAAAUGUUUAAUUCAUAUGUUUAAUUCCAUCUUCGAGAAUGGUUCUUGACCCAGCUCAUGGAAAGAAUUGGACCUUGGACCAAGUAUGGUUAAGGUUUUAAGGUUUAAUUCAGAAGAAUCAUAUGUGGUAUAUUCACAUUAAAAAAUCAAUAGUGCCAUGGAUACCACAUUUAAGUGGUCCUUGACUUUUUUGAUCCUGAAAUAGAAAAUCAAGUGACAGCAAUUAAGAACACAAAUUCAAUAUCAGAAUUUAUUAGAAAUGAUAAUGGGAAUGCUAAAUAAUUGUUGCAUGAUGAUGAAAUAGAUAAGAACCUGAACUUUUUUAGAAAAUAGACAAAACAAGAAAUACAUAAGCAAAGAAUAUUUGUGAUAAUUUUUCAAAAAAGUUAUCCUCUACUCAUUUCUAACCUUUGGUGCCGCUUUACCUUGUGGUUAGAAUGUAAUUGAUAUAUUGACUCGACCUUGAGAUAAAUAAAAACUCAAGUAGCCACUUUAAGUAAACAAAAGAACAUGUUUGGAGGGGGGGGGGCAAUAAUUCCUCAAAUCUUUUUACGUUUUAUGUGACAUGUCAUUGUUAAGACUUUCAUGUUUUGAAAUUAAUGCCUUGUUGGUAUUAUAGAUUUUUAUGUUCAGAAUGCUUUUCUGUUACCAUUUUUUCCACACAUAGAAACUCAAUAAAAAUAUGUAUUUUAUAUACAUACAUGGAAGGCAAAGAGCCAUGAAUUUAUUAUAUACAGUUAACGUUACAUGUUAUGGAGCCUGUAAAUUAUAAAAAUAGCUUGUAUGUAAACUGGUAAGCAGUAUCUAAGAAACAGCUAGUGGAAUACUGUAUAUAGGUUUAUCCUAUGCCUUAUAUAGGCCUACAUAUGCUCUAUUUUUACCUCCAGAUCUAUUUAGCUUCUACUCCAAGGUAAUGCAUCAAUCCCUUUCUGGAAGUAUCACAAAUAAUUUUUUAUAUUUUGCAUUUCUCAUUUAAAUUAUUUAUUUUCCCAGUUGAAUUUCUGGCAGUUUUGUAAAUUGUCCAGAAUUCUUUUUUAUCAAAACAAUUAUUGUUUAGUUGUUUGUUUGUUUGUUAAUGUGUAUGUUGUUUUGUUUUCCUGUUACAUGUUAAUGGUAGAAGGGGACUGGAGCAUUUAUCUGGAUUUUUGCUAUUUUAGAUUUAACCUAUCUGCUUCCAUAUUCAGACAUAUGAUAUUGCUUUUUUUUACCAUAUGCCAUUGUAUAAUAUCAGUGUCCAGUAUGCCAAUGGGAAUUAUUGCUCAAAUUAUUAGUGAAAUUUGAGAGAAGUCUAAUUCUGUUCAAUCUUAGGUGAAGCUACCUAUGAGGCAGGUUAGGCAAAAAAAAAAUUUUCAUGUAUUUUUGUCUGUAUCUGAAAAUCAUAUUACAUAGUUAAUAUAACUCAAUAUCAUCUUUGGGUUAGGUUUUGCCUCACCUAUUUAAAUUUUCCUUGCCUAUUUUUAGAUCCUAAAAUUCAAUUUAAAAACAAUAUUGCAUG
This is a messenger RNA of Owenia fusiformis, 3943 nucleotides long. The record is from the annotation of a GenBank genome assembly. NCBI's taxonomy places the organism in Eukaryota, Metazoa, Annelida, Polychaeta, Sabellida, Oweniidae.